GGGGCGGAGGGCGGCGCCCGGCAAGUUGGGCGCCGAGGCGAGGGCGCCGCUUCCUCCUCGCCCCGCCGGCGGUCGCCGCUCCGCUCCGCGCCCAGCAUGGACAGCAAGCCGCUGCUGCAGGAGCGGCCGCCCGCCUACAGCCCCGCCGCGCCGGGCGCGGGCUACGACUACGGGCAGAGCAACUACGGCGCCAUCCCCGCCCCGCAGCCCGGCUUCCAGCCGCCCCCGCCGUACCCUUACCCGGGCGCCGCGGCCGCCGCAGGCUAUGCUGUUCCUCCGCCGGCCUCGCAGCCCAACUACUCGAGCACAUACACCAUCAUUCAGCAGCCUGCUGCCACCACCUCUGUUGUAGUAGUUGGAGGCUGUCCCGCCUGCAGGGUUGGCGUGUUGGAGGACACCUUCACCUGCCUCGGUGUUCUGUGUGCCAUUGUGUUCUUUCCAAUUGGGAUUCUGUUCUGUCUUGCACUGAGGCAGCGAAGAUGCCCAAAUUGCGGGGCGGCUUUUGGCUAAGUGGGAUGAACGUGGAUGUGCUAUGGAAGCUACAACUGUUAGCGUACUCUUUCUAAUGUAAAUGUCAUGUACAAUCAUUUUAUUUGCUUCAGACCUGUUUUGUAAAGUGUGAAGAAAUUUAGUCUCUUGCAUGUAAUUUAAUCUUUUAUGAGCAUGUGCAUUGCAAACAUGAAAACCGAACUUGUUUUCCAUGUUUAGUGGCACCUCUUGAAAACUAAAUAAAACUGCUUUUCCUUUUGCAAUCCUCAA
Phasianus colchicus (ring-necked pheasant) is the source of this 759-nucleotide messenger RNA. RefSeq names its product brain protein I3 (gene BRI3). The record is from RefSeq and is a predicted model, not a curated record. Lineage: Eukaryota; Metazoa; Chordata; Aves; Galliformes; Phasianidae.